Messenger RNA from Actinia tenebrosa (Australian red waratah sea anemone), 2438 nucleotides. RefSeq lists its product as uncharacterized. The record is from RefSeq and is a predicted model, not a curated record. NCBI's taxonomy places the organism in Eukaryota, Metazoa, Cnidaria, Anthozoa, Actiniaria, Actiniidae.
GGGUUUGUAUUUUUCCUCUCAUACGAAAGUUGCUCUAAAGAGUCUAAUGAGGAUUGCUUAGAGGUGACACCGGAUGUGCACUCAUGAUACUAAAUUAACUGCGCGUGUGUCAAGUGAAUUCAGGGGCUAGUGAAGUUCAAGGAAAGUAACGUCAUAAGAGUUAACCGAAUCAAAAACACUACUUGGGUUUCCUGUGGAGUUACCCCGGUGCAUUAUGGGGAAAGUGAUAGAAAAUUUUCCUUUUACAGUAAUUUUCUUUUGGAAGUAAUUUUUAGAACAUCAACAAAAAAAAUGGGAAACGAGCCUCGUAAACUCAUUCUCCACAUUGAUGUCAAUAAUACGAUCCUCGUGGGAGAUUCUAAAACCAAGUUAACAGUCUUAGAGGGGGUCUUAAAUGAGUACAUGACUGAAAUAACUUGGGGUAAUGUUGAUGAAAAUGGCUCAUGGAUUCCAACUGAGGAUCCAAUAUCCACAAAACCAACAAACUUAGAAGCCCAAUCUUACUACAAAUACGCCGAAAAGAAGUUUGAAAUGGCAGGGAGAGAAAGACGGGAGUUCAAAGAGCAUGUUAGGAGGUUUACUCUUCACGAUGUAGGGAAACGAUUUCGACCACACGUCGAGAAAGUCAAGGAGAAUUUGAAGUUCAAAGGGAAUUUAUCUGAGAGUGAAUUCCAAGUUCUCGAGCCGUUAUUUAUGAAAGAAGAAGAUGGACUUUAUUAUCGUAUCAUUCCAUCUUAUUUUAAACUGCUAAAUCAUUUGUUGGAAAAUAAUAGGGAUUUUGCAGUUAUUCUUAGGACUUUUGGUGGAGAUGGUCAAGUUGCUCUUAAUGCAACUAAACUUUACACAGAAAGUUUGCACCCUGACAUACAGUUCCCCUCUUCUAAGAAUUUCUCAGUAAAUUUGAAUCCAGGGGAAAUAUUACCUUUUGAUAAGGGAAUGCUCAUAAGGACGACCAAUGGUAGGGAAUUGUCCACAUAUGAGGAAAUUUAUAAAGAGUUCAGUACGUCAAUUGGAGUACAACUAUAUCAGGACAGUUAUGAUUGGUGGAAAAAGAAUGACUUUGCAAGUUCAGCUGGAAAACCGUUGCUGGUUGACGUGAAGGAUUCAUCGGCACAUCAUAUUUUGUUUGACGACAACAUCAGAACGUGGGAUCCUUGGGAUAACAUAGUUAAUCUUCUUGUCAAGGAGGGACGGCAUUUUAAGACUCAGCACAGCCAAGAAUACCUGGAUGGGAUUUGUAUGUUGAGGACUGAUCUUUUUGAAAGCAUUCUGAAUGAAGAUUACUUUAUUGAAAAAGUUAGCAUGUGCGAGGCAAACUUCAAUCAGUAUCUUUCUAAAUAAAUUAUACUAUUUGUUUUUGCUAUUUGAGAUAUAACAAGCACGUUGAUUGGCUAGCUUCAUAUGACAUUGCACAGAAAUGUAUUACUUAUGUACUGGAAGAAAAAUUUUGAUGCCAAUACAAUAGCUAAGGCCCGGUUCAGACGUCGAUCUUUUGCCGUGUCGAAUUUAAUUGGAAUUGAAGUUGACUCAAAUUCAUUAAAAUUCAACGUCCGUUUCACACGUCGAUUUUAAUGUUGCCGGUCGCAAUUGACAAAAACCAAAAACCGCUGAAAUCUUGAGCCUUUUUAAUUUAUUCAUUAGAUUCGACUCGACAAUAGAUCGACGUUUGAAUCAACGCCGGUCUUUUGCCGUUUCGCGCGACUCGAGCAGUCGACUUUAAUUCUUUGCUGACCUUAAUUAAAUCUGUCAAUCUCAAUUGAUUCAAACGUCACUCUUCUCAUGCACUAAAUGUAAAUAAUUAGAUUCGACGCGACAAAGGAUCGACGUCUGAACUGGGCCUAAGAUACAUCAUAUUUGUAAUUCGAAGUUGCUUUAUAAUCGAAUGUCUGUACCCCAUUAUUUUUAAGUGCCUUAAUGAAUUCACAUUCAUCAUUUAUUGUGUAUAUAUGAACUAAUACUGUUGGUAGUAGAGCAUAACUUGGAAACUGUGCCAGAAAAUUGGUGUCAGACAUUUGUGUUUAUUAUUUAUUUCAUUAGCUUGCAAAAUUCAUCAUGAAAAAUGAAAAUGAAAUUUUUAUAUUUUAUUUAUAUUAUAAUUAUUUGUGAUAAAUUCAAAGUCGUUUGUCUUAUGCUUUCUACUGUAGAAUAGAACUGGAGGCAUAUUGACAGGGCUUAAAAUAAUGGCUGGUCUGUGUACAGUCUUUUGCAUUUGCAGGUGCCAGUCUAUGGAACACAUAAGGAAAAUUACAAGGGAAAUUAAAACAUGUACUAAUUUUGAUCACUUUAAAAAACUCUUAAAAACAUUUCUGUUCCAUGAUGCUUACAAUUUGUAAUAUUUCUAUUUUAAAUUUUUAGUGAUUGUUGCAUAUGUUAAUUUUUACAAAUGGACUGAACAUUUUAUAUAUAAUAUGCUAUUAAUAUAGUUUAUAAUUUUUCAC